AUGGCCUCAGAUUACCUAGAAGAAAACCUGUUGGUUGACCUACUGACUGAGGAACCCCCGCCAUAUCCACCACCGCCGCCCCCGCCAGAGGCAGAAGCGGCCCCCACCGCCUCGGCGGAGGCGGCCCCAGCUCCACCACCUGACCCUUCCCCAAUGGCUCACCGACUAAGAGGUCACCCUGUGAGGCUGACAUCUCUUAUACAGUCGGUCCUCACAACUCACCAACCUACCUGGGAUGAUUAUCAGCAGAUUUUGCAGGUCCUCUUAACCUCGGAGGAAAAGCAGCACGUUCUAUUAGAAGCACGAAAGAAUGUCCCAGGAGCCAACGGGCAGCCCACCCAGCUGCCCAAUGAAAUCGAUGCAGCUUGCCCUCUUGAAAGACCUGAAUGGGAUUUUACUACUGAAGCAGCAAGGGGCAAUCGAAGGGCAGACGACUUGGCUGCCCGAGAGGUGGCUCUGGCCACAGAAACCACUAACCUCCUGGCGCUAGAACCCACCAACGAUCGUCCCUUCCCCUCAUGGGACUACGAACAAAGAGACAUCCAGACCCUAGAGAAACUGGGAGCCACCAAGGAAUCAAAUGGGGAUUGGACUUAUGGAGGAAAGACUGUCCUACCCUACUGGGUAACUAAGUACUUAGUGAACUUUUUACAUAAGAUGACACAUCUGAGCCCCAAGAAGAUGCGAGAGCUACUCGAACGAGAAGAGGAAUUCAAUUUCCUUUUGGGGAAAAAUGACAUUUUAAAAGAGGUAACUGAACAAUGUGAUGCGUGUGCCCGAGUCAACGCAUCCAGACUGAAGCUUCCUCCCGGGAACCGGGUCAGAGCAACCAACCCCCAAAGGGUUUAUAAUAUCACCUGGAAAGUAGCCAACCUAGGGACCGGGGAAGUAGCCAACCUCAGCACUUAUAUAGGGACUCUACACGAUGGAUUCCCUCCUCUCUAUGUCGACCUAUGUGACUUAGUGGGGUCUGAUUGGGAUCCCUCGGAUCAGGAACCAUUCCCGGGGUACGGAUGCCAUCACCCUGGGGGAAGGAUGAGAACACGAGAAAAGGAUUUUUAUGUCUGCCCUGGUCAUAAACCAACCGACAAAUGCGGAGGGGGGGCACAGGAGGGAUAUUGUGCAAGCUGGGGAUGUGAGACCACAGGAGAUGCUUACUGGAAACCCUCCUCCUCUUGGGACUUCAUUACCCUCAAAAGGAGGGAAAUCCCCGGGUACAUAGAGACAGGGUCACGGAAAUAUGGGCUUAAAAUCUGUGGACCCUGUUAUGACAGUACCAAAGGGGGAAAUAUUAAAGGCGCCACCCCCGGGAAAUGCAACCCCCUCAUCCUAAGGUUCACAGAUCAUAGUCCUAAAGUUUGGGGACUCCGGCUGCACCGAGCAGGGAAAGAUCCGGUUACCUUAUUCUCCCUGUACAGACAAAUUACUCCCCUAAGCCAACAAUCAGUCGGGCCAAACCCAGUAAUAGCGGACGUUUCCCGGCCCCCAUAUUAUGAAGGCGUGGCAGUACUGGGCAACUACUCUAAGCAGACCUCAGCACCUACCAGUUGUGGAGCUGACAUGCAGCACAAGCUCACAAUAUCUGAGGUCUCGGGAAAGGGGCUAUGCAUAGGCAGGGUUCCUCCCUCACAUCAAGAAUUAUGUAACCAAGUAGAGCCAUUAUCUCAGGACAGCCGAUACCUUAUUGCCCCUUAUGGAACUUAUUGGACUUGCAGUACUGGGUUGACUCCCUGUGUCUCUACCACUGUCCUCAAUACCACCAUUGACUUUUGUAUAUUGAUAGAACUUUGGCCCAAAGUCACAUACCACCAACCUGAAUAUGUUUACAGCGUACUAGAGAAAUCAACCCGAUAUAAGAGUGAGCCAAUAUCCUUUCCCGUGGCCCUAUUAUUAGGAGGUAUAACAGUGGGGGGCAUAGCAGCCGGAAUAGGGACUGGUACAGUCGCCUUACAGGAUAUUAAUCAUUUUAAGCUUCUACAACAAGCCAUGCACACAGACAUCCAGGUCCUAGAAGAGUCAGUCAGUGCACUCGAGAAAUCCUUAACAUCACGGCGGCCUCUCUCUCUCUCUCUCUCUCUCUCUCUCUCUCUCUCUCUCUCUCUACAGGAAGGGGGACUGUGUGCUGCCCUCAAGGAAGAAUGCUGCUUUUAUGCAGACCACACAGGAAUAGUUAGAGACAGCAUGGCCAAAAUUAGAGAAAGACAUAACCAGAGGCAACAGCUAUUUGAGUCUCAACAGGGAUGGUUCGAAGGAUGGUUCGCUAAGUCCCCCUGGCUUUUUUCCCUUAUAUCCACUCUCAUGGGACCUCACCUUAUAUUUGGUCCCUGCAUUCUGAACAAGAUGACUCAAUUCAUCAGAGAACGACUAUCUGUUGUACAGGCCUUAGUCUUAACUCAACAAUACCACCAGCUAAAACAAAUAGAUCCUGAAUAUCCAGAGACCUCUGAAUGAAAGAUUCCAUUCAGUUACAAGAGAAAUGGGGGAAUGAAAGACCCCUGCCCCUUAGCUCUCUCUCUCUCUCUCUCUCUCUCUCUCUCUCUCUCUCUCUC
Molecule: messenger RNA, 2549 nt
Organism: Cricetulus griseus (Chinese hamster)
Lineage: Eukaryota; Metazoa; Chordata; Mammalia; Rodentia; Cricetidae
Source: RefSeq, a predicted model, not a curated record